UUUAAUUUAACUGAGAAAGAACGUUUCUAUAAUCUCACCUGCAUCCCUGAGCUUCUUACUGAACCAACCAAGGAAAGAUCAACAGCAAACAUCCCUGUUGUCCCAACCAACAAGUUGACCAAUCAAGUACCGAAGAGCAACAUGAAGAUCCAGCCCUCCUUGUUCUUCCUGGCCCUGCUGUCUGCCAUUCCUCUUUGCCAGUCUGCUGUCCUUGACGACCGCUUCGAGAAGUUCAAAAAUCAGCACAUCAACACCGACAUGGACAGAGGGUGUGAUGAUAUCAUACAGAGUAGAAAUAUUCUUGACACAAAUUUCAAAUGUAAGACAAUUAACACCUUCAUCCUCCACCCUGUUGAGAAUGUCACCCCUGUUUGUCAAAAUGGGACACCGAUAUGUGGYAAUUUAAUGAAGAGCGAAGGGAUUUUUGACACUGUUGUUUGUAAACUCAAAGGUAACAUAAACGACAGACCUUGUCGGUACGAUUCGAGUAACAAAAGACAACAUAUUGUGAUUGCAUGYGAUGGUGGGAAGCCUGUACAUCUUGAAGACUCAAGAAGAUCGUAAAGUAUAUUUCAGUUUGCAUGAUGACACCAGGGUGGUUUAAUGUUUUGWUGUUCCUUGGUAUGUACUUUUCUAAUUUGCUAAUAAGAAAACUGCCAAAACGUUUCAAGCUUCACAUUGUUGAAACACUGUGUUUUUGUUUUGAUUGAAUAUCCACUCAAUUUAUUGUCAUUCCUUAUAUYACRCCUUAAUAAACAAAUGAACUAA
This is a messenger RNA of Poecilia reticulata (guppy), 768 nucleotides long. The record is from RefSeq and is a predicted model, not a curated record. Lineage: Eukaryota; Metazoa; Chordata; Actinopteri; Cyprinodontiformes; Poeciliidae.